Messenger RNA from Homo sapiens (human), 6648 nucleotides. It is a transcript of the gene ANKRD18A, whose product is annotated as ankyrin repeat domain 18A. The record is from RefSeq and is a predicted model, not a curated record. Lineage: Eukaryota; Metazoa; Chordata; Mammalia; Primates; Hominidae. The coding region runs from base 312 to 3824 and encodes 1170 amino acids. The transcript has 20 exons.
ACUCGGUCUGAGAGUUCGGAGCGCUGAGGUUCAGGCGCGCGCCUAACGGCUUAGCUGGGCUCACUCGGUCUGAGAGGUCGGAGUCUGCGAGUGUCGCUGCUGAAGGCUGUGGUGGACCGGGCUGGAUCGCGGAUUCUGAGCUACAUUGCGGGUUUGGGGGUGGAUCUUGGAUUUGGGGGUGGAUCGCGGGUUGCGGGGGGGAUCGCGGGUUGCGGGGGAGAUCGCGGAUUUGGGGCGGAGUGGGGGUGGAAAGGCCACGAGGAGCCGCCGCGGCUCAGGAGCGGGUGGUGGGCGUCUGAGAAGUCGCCACCAUGAGGAAGCUCUUCAGCUUCGGGAGACGCCUGGGCCAGGCGCUCCUGAGCUCCAUGGACCAAGAGUAUGCGGGUCCGGGUUACGACAUUCGGGACUGGGAACUGCGGAAGAUCCACAGGGCUGCCAUCAAGGGCGACGCCGCGGAGGUGGAGCGCUGCCUGACGCGCAGGUUCCGGGACUUGGACGCCCGCGACAGAAAAGACAGGACUGUUCUACAUUUGGCCUGUGCCCAUGGCCGUGUGCAAGUGGUCACUCUCUUGCUGCACAGAAGAUGCCAGAUCGACAUCUGUGACAGACUAAACAGGACACCUUUAAUGAAGGCUGUACACAGCCAGGAAGAGGCUUGUGCCAUCGUUCUCCUGGAAUGUGGCGCCAAUCCAAACAUUGAGGAUAUCUACGGCAACACUGCUCUCCAUUAUGCCGUGUAUAAUAAGGGGACUUCACUGGCAGAAAGACUGCUUUCCCACCAUGCAAAUAUUGAAGCACUAAACAAGGAGGGAAACACUCCACUUUUGUUUGCUAUAAAUUCCAGGAGACAGCAUAUGGUGGAAUUUUUAUUGAAGAACCAGGCAAAUAUACAUGCCGUUGACAAUUUCAAAAGAACAGCCCUCAUACUUGCAGUACAGCAUAACUUGUCAAGUAUCGUCACCCUCCUGCUUCAACAAAAUAUACGUAUCUCUUCUCAAGACAUGUUUGGCCAAACUGCCGAGGAUUAUGCUCUUUGUUCUGAUUUGAGAAGCAUCCGACAACAAAUUUUGGAACAUAAAAAUAAAAUGCUUAAAAAUCAUCUUCGAAAUGACAAUCAAGAAACAGCAGCUAUGAAGCCUGCAAAUUUGAAAAAAAGAAAAGAACGUGCAAAAGCAGAACACAACCUAAAAGUGGCUUCAGAGGAAAAGCAAGAAAGGCUCCAAAGAAGUGAAAAUAAACAGCCACAGGAUUCUCAAAGUUACGGAAAAAAGAAGGAUGCGAUGUAUGGAAAUUUUAUGUUGAAGAAAGACAUUGCCAUGCUCAAAGAGGAAUUAUAUGCAAUAAAAAAUGACAGUCUCAGAAAGGAAAAGAAAUAUAUUCAGGAAAUUAAAAGCAUUACAGAAAUAAAUGCUAACUUUGAAAAGAGUGUAAGACUCAAUGAAAAAAUGAUAACAAAAACAGUGGCCCGGUAUUCGCAACAGCUUAAUGAUCUGAAAGCUGAGAAUGCAAGGCUGAAUUCAGAAUUGGAGAAGGAAAAACACAACAAAGAAAGACUAGAAGCUGAAGUUGAAUCCCUCCAUUCUAGCCUGGCCACUGCUAUAAAUGAGUACAAUGAAAUUGUGGAAAGAAAAGACCUAGAACUAGUUUUAUGGAGAGCAGAUGAUGUUUCUAGACAUGAAAAAAUGGGUUCUAAUAUUUCUCAACUAACAGAUAAGAAUGAGUUGCUUACUGAACAGGUCCAUAAAGCUCGGGUGAAGUUCAAUACCUUAAAAGGUAAGCUCCGUGAGACAAGAGAUGCUCUCAGGGAAAAGACAUUGGCUUUAGGAAGUGUACAGCUGGACCUAAGGCAAGCACAGCAUCGAAUAAAGGAAAUGAAGCAGAUGCAUCCAAAUGGAGAAGCUAAAGAAAGUCAAUCCAUUGGAAAGCAGAACUCUUUAGAGGAGAGAAUACGUCAACAAGAACUUGAAAAUCUCUUGCUUGAACGACAACUAGAGGAUGCUCGUAAGGAAGGCGAUAAUAAAGAGAUAGUCAUUAAUAUCCACAGAGACUGUCUUGAGAAUGGAAAGGAAGAUCUUCUAGAAGAAAGAAAUAAGGAAUUAAUGAAAGAAUAUAAUUAUUUAAAAGAAAAACUGCUUCAGUGUGAAAAAGAAAAAGCAGAAAGAGAAGUGAUUGUGAGAGAAUUUCAAGAAGAACUGGUCGAUCACCUUAAAACAUUUUCAAUAUCAGAGUCUCCACUGGAAGGUACAUCACAUUGUCAUAUUAAUUUGAAUGAGACAUGGACUUCAAAGAAGAAAUUAUUUCAAGUAGAAAUUCAACCUGAAGAAAAACAUGAAGAAUUCAGAAAACUUUUUGAAUUAAUAUCAUUACUGAACUAUACUGCGGACCAAAUAAGAAAGAAAAAUCGUGAAUUAGAAGAAGAGGCAACUGGAUAUAAGAAAUGCCUAGAAAUGACAAUAAAUAUGUUAAAUGCAUUUGCAAAUGAGGACUUCAGUUGCCAUGGAGACUUAAAUACAGACCAACUGAAAAUGGAUAUUCUGUUUAAGAAGCUAAAACAGAAGUUUAAUGAUCUUGUGGCCGAGAAGGAAGCUGUGUCUUCAGAAUGUGUCAAUUUGGCCAAAGACAAUGAAGUUCUUCAUCAGGAGUUAUUAUCUAUGAGAAAUGUACAAGAGAAAUGUGAAAAACUUGAGAAGGAUAAAAAGAUGUUGGAAGAAGAAGUAUUAAAUCUUAAGACACAUAUGGAAAAAGAUAUGGUAGAACUUGGUAAACUACAAGAAUAUAAAUCGGAGCUGGAUGAAAGGGCAGUGCAGGAAAUAGAAAAAUUAGAAGAAAUCCAUUUACAGAAACAAGCAGAAUAUGAAAAACAAUUAGAGCAGUUAAACAAGGAUAAUACGGCUUCACUAAAAAAGAAGGAACUCACACUUAAAGAUGUGGAAUGUAAAUUCUCCAAAAUGAAAACUGCUUAUGAAGAGGUUACAACUGAAUUAGAAGAAUUUAAGGAAGCCUUUGCAGGAGCAGUGAAAGCUAACAAUUCCAUGUCAAAAAAAUUAAUGAAAUCGGAUAAGAAAAUAGCAGUGAUCAGCACCAAGCUCUUUACGGAGAAACAGCGGAUGAAAUAUUUUCUCAGCACUCUUCCUACAAGGCCAGAACCAGAGUUACCUUGUGUUGAAAAUCUUAAUAGUAUAGAACUCAACAGAAAAUAUAUUCCCAAAACGGCCAUAAGAAUUCCUACUUCAAACCCACAGACUUCAAAUAACUGCAAGAACUUCUUGACUGAGAUGGAGCUGGACCGUGUAGAACAAAUAAUUACAGGAACAAAGAAAAGUUUUGCUAUGUUGAGCACUUGCUCCCGUCUACUUUCUUUUGUAGAAUCCACUGCACCAAGGAAGCACAGGCGAGCCCUUCCCAUCAUGCGCUCACUAGUCCCCAACAGAAGAACCACUGUCGCAUCCACUGAGUUAGAGACACGCAGCAGUCUCUGUGAGUGGCUCUGCAUGAAGGAUUGUUUUCUAGGUGAAAGGCACAUCUCAACACAGCUGACUGAUCGGACUCAGCAAUUCCAUUCUGCAUCUCCUCUGGACACCCCCAGGACCACCAGGACAACCCCAUCAUGGCCCUGUCACCAGGCCCAGUCUCGCUCCGUGAUAACCAAGAUGCAGGUCCAGAGACAACCGCCCUACUUGGUUCCUGCAUCUGACCCCCCUUGGUGGGUAGUGACCAGCCCAACAUGGAAGAAGCCAGGGCAGCAUGCAGCCAGCUGCCCUGCAGCCCCAGAUGGCACCUGGGCCUUGGGAAGUCAUUCUCAAAGGGGAAGCUGGAAACUUUGAUGUCCCUGGAGGGAAGGGUGAACGUGGCAUCCGAACAACCCUGGCAGCCAGCAGCAUCUUGUCAUCCAACCUGUGGGACAGAGGCCCCCUGCUGGGGAGCGAGAUCCAUACCUAAAGGGUCCUGGCCCAGUUGGGCCUCAUCCUGGGCCCUGGGAGGGGAGGGGCACUAUGGUCCCCCCAGCAGCAGUCAGCAUUACCACCCAGGGGACUCAGCCUUCUGUGGCCCUGGCCAGAGUUAGAAUUUGGCCCAAGACAGGACAAGCUCACUCAGAGCAGGGUGUCAGUACCCAGGACCUGUGCAUGCCAGGCAAGGCCAAGCUGGCUCAAAGAGCAACCAGCCACCUCUGCAAGGGUGUGCCUGGAGCAAGUGGACCGGCCACCAACCUCACCCACUCAAGGAAUCAGGGGUGGCCAGGUUCCCACAGCCUGAGGGGCUGCCACUUGACGGCUGAUGGAGCAGAGGCCUGAGGAAAAGCAGAUGGCACUGGGGCCCUACCUCCAGGGCAGAAUAACUGAUUUACCCUGACUGGCAGCGAGUGAGGUUGGUGGCUGGUCCACCUGCUCCUGGCACACCCUUGCAGAGGUGGCUGGUUGCUCUUUGAGCCAGCUUGGCCUUGCCUGGCAUGCACAGGCCUCAAUGCAACCACUGUGCUGCAGAUGGAGCCACAUAGAGGAAAUGAGCAGCAGGCUCAGGAGCAGGCUGUGCGCUGCCUUUGGGGCUCCAGUCCAUGCAUGAGGGCUCCUACAGCACUGUGGGCUUCUUGGGUGCCAAGAGGCAGACCGCAGGCCAUCUUGAGAAGGACUCCAUGUUCAAGUGCAGAAAGGGCCCAAUCUCGUGGAUGAACCACAUGGCCAGCUUCUGGGUGCAGGCACAGUGCCACGUCUUCCAUCACUUCGUGAUGUGCCACACCAGCACUGAAGAGACAGCCUGGAGACAGGGCAAGAGGAAGGCUGCGAAGGAUGAGGUGGUGAAUUCCAGCUUCUUCCUGACCCUGAGCCCACCCCCAAGGUGGCCCUCAACCUUUAAGAGUGGGAGAGCAAAAUUGACGGCUUCGAGCGCUUCACCAAGAAGAUGGACCACAGGGCACUCAGCUCAACUUCUCAGCCAAUGAGUUGACAUGCAAGCAGAUUAUGGUGACGGGCUUUAAGAAAGAGCAUCAGAAGGUGGCCAGCUCUUCAGCCUCAGCCAGGUCUUGGAGCUGGACCAGGCCAUCACUUCACCAGAGAUGCCUUCAACACCGUCGGUGAGCUCUUUGCCAAUCAGCCCAGCCAGGAACUGGACCCAGUCAUGGACCUGUUAGUGCUGUCUCUGGGACACCAGGUCAUCAUCCUGGACAUCAUCCACAUACACAAGGAAGCUCUUACCAAAGUCAUGGAGAGCAGGCAACAUGUGGCAGAAGGGAAGACAGAGAUGCAGAGGCUGAUGACAUCAGAAUCACAGGAACAGGAUUUCUUUGGACACUGUGGCUGAAAUUCACCACUUCCAUCCAAUUCCAGUGAGAAACAUGGACUCACAGAUGCAGCAUUUCUUGCAACAAGAGAUACUAUUUUUUCAAAAGGUCACCCAGGAAUUGAUAGUGUUGAAUGACUAGAUACUCGAUUGUGCACUGUUUCCAGUUCAAGGAUGCUUUCUACAGCAGAAUAAUAACACUAGCAAAGAGAUAGUGCCAGGUAUUGGCGGUAGUACAAGGAUGGCUUUGUUCUCAAUUGAAACUCGGCUGAACAUAGAAUUGUGUAGGAAACAGUUAAUAUGGCGAUAGAAUAGAAACAGUAGCAAACAUGACCUAAACCAUGCUAUGAAUUCCUACACUACCAUUGUAACUUUUGGAAGAAUGAUACCACUUACUUUAUUGCUUUUUGAAGUAUGAAUAUUUUCGUGUAUAUGCUGUAGACCUCAAACCCUGUGAAGAGUCUCAAAGAAGCUGGCUGGAUAAAGCCUGCUGUGGAUGUCUUUAUAUUCAAAGAUUGAUGAUGCAAUUUGAAUAUGUGUCCUCACCAAAUCUCAUGUUGAAUUAUAUUUCCUAACGUUGAAGGUGGAUCCUGGUCUAAGGUGAUUGAAUCCUGAAGGCAAAUUUCUCAUGAAUGGUUCAGCACCAUCCCCUUGCUACUGUCCUCACAAUCAUGAGUGACUUCUCAUGACACCUGGUCAUUGAAAACUCUAUGUCACCUCCCUACUCUGCAUGUUUUCCUCUUGCCGUGUGAGACAACUGACUCUUUCUUUGCCUUGCACAAAGAUUGAAAGAUUUCUGAGGCCUCCCAGAAGCAGAAGCCCUGUGCUUCCUGUCCACCCUGCAGAACCGUGAGCCAAUUAAACCUCUUUUUCAUAAUGAAUCAUACAGAAAAUGGCAAAUGAGGACUGGAGCAUUGCUAUAAAGAUACCUGAAAAUGUGGAAGCAGCUUUGGAACUAGGUAAUGGACAGAGGUUGGAAGAGUUUGGAGGGCUCAAAAGAAGACAGAUGAGAAGGUUUGGACCAUCUUAGAGACUGGUUAAAUGGUUGUGACCAAAAUCCUGACAGAAACAUGGACAGUGAAGGCCAGGCUGAGGAGGUCUCAGAUAGAAAUAAGAAGCUUUCUGGAAAAUGUCUUCCUUUUGGAUAUGGAAAGCUUACACAAUGCCUGUACCACCACUGUACCUUAGAAGCAGUGAUCUUGCAUUUUAUUUCAGAGGCUUAUAGGCAAAAGAGGCUGCAGCCUUGACUCAGAUGAGACUUUGAACUUUGUAACUUUGAGUUAAUGCUGAAAUGAGUUAAGACUCAUGCUGGCAAGGCAUGAUUGUAUUUUGCAAUGUGAAAAGGACAAGAGAUUCAUGGGAUCAGGGACAGAA